Molecule: messenger RNA, 868 nt
Organism: Pipra filicauda (Wire-tailed manakin)
Lineage: Eukaryota; Metazoa; Chordata; Aves; Passeriformes; Pipridae
Exons: 7
Coding region: 83-868 (261 amino acids)
Source: RefSeq, a predicted model, not a curated record
AUCCCUUGUAUCGUGAAGAUGCCACCUCCUUAACGGAGAAUGGUCCCAUCUGAUCCAGGUGUCCCUCUUGCUUUCCCCAGAGAUGGACCAAGGGGCUGUUCACAAGUUAAUGUUCCCUGAAGGAAGCAGUGGCUCCGUGCCAGGCUCUGCUGAGGGCAGGGAGGCGAUGCCAGGCACGGGCACACGGGAUGACAACACUGGGAAUGCUUCUCCAUUGGAUUGGCUGCGUAAAGUUUUGGGGCCCUUGCAGCCUCCUGAAAGGGUGUCUGCAGGGAGGACUUUUCCAGCUCCUCUUCUGGUUGCUCCGCCCAAACCCACCUCACAUGGCAGAGGUCCUCCAAGAGGCAAGAGCCAACCUCCAGGAGAGAAAAAGACCCAUGAGUCAAAUGAAGUUCUGAAAGAAAUUUUGAAGGAACUUCAGAAAGGGCAAGGGGUGUCCGCAGGGAGGACUUUUCCAGCUCCUCUGCUGAUUCCUCUGAGCAAGACCACCUCAUAUGGCAUGAAUGCAGCCGGUGCCACAACACGUGCUCCCAAGAUCCAGGAGAGCACUGGGAGAGAUUUCUGUUGGGGAACCGGCUGUUUGAGUGUGAUAGUGGCAAGCGUGUUGGAAGGGCUGCUUGUCUUCCUGUUGUGCUGUGCUGGAAUCUGGUACUGGAGGGUGAGAAAACGGCUCCUCUCUGCUCCUGCUCCAGCCCAGCCAAACACCUCGGGCAGGAAGAGCUGGACCUCUCAUCUCUGCUCUUCCUGCCCAAAGCCGGCUGUGCUGACGCGGCUGAAGAACGGGCUUCUCACUCUCCUGGUCCAGCUGCCAGGAAAAGGAGCCCCUCUGCCCCCGAGCCCUGCGGCCCCACCCCCCAGCCCCGUCUAA